UACUCCACCGUCUCUGUCUGUCUCUCUCUCUCUCUAGUCUCGACUCUCUGACGCAAUUGCGGUCUCGUCUCUCUCUGUAUUACGCCGCUCACGGCCUCACCUCUCAGGAUUUAGGGUUUUACUGAGUUUUGCUACUGCAAAUGGAGAAUCGAACCCCCACCAAUCAGCUCUCAGAAGAGGCAAGUUCUCAGCUCCAAGAAGGCAUCAAUUUGCUUUUCUCUCGUUGGACUGCACUUCAAAUGGCCGUCCAGAACGAGUGGGGCGGCCGUGAUUCUCGCCAGAGAUCCCAACAGUUCGCCCUCGAUAUUUUCUCUUGCCUUACCCAAUCAAAAGGGAAACUAUAUAUUGAUGAUUUGGAGAAUAUGCUUGAUGAAUUUAUGCUUUCUCUCAACACUGAGAUUGAUGAUGGAAGCAUUGAGGAGAUUGCAGAGAAAAUAAUGUUUAUGCAUGAAGAAUGUUUGGAAGGUAAUUUUAGUUCUAUUGUCCAACUAAAAGAAAUCGCCCCUCCCACAAGUGCUGCUCUUCAAUUCAAACAGGCUGUCAACGAAGACGAUGACAGUAGCAGUGACGAUGAUGAAGAGGAUGUCCCCAGAAAAGAUGAUGCAUCCGAGAUGGUAAUUGAUAAUCCAGAAUCCCAGUCAAGUUUAAGUGAAAAGGACAUGAUGAUUGAUGAGCCAAGGCUUAGUGAGGUGGCUGAAGCAGAGGAUGGAUGGACAGUUGUGGGAUCUAGGCGGAGCAGAGGUAGAAGGAACUAGGUUGGAAAUCUCAAGAUCAACUAUAGAUAGUGUUUAUUUAUAUUGUUUGUUACCUUUUUUUGAUCCUUUUCUUCGUCAAUCAUUGUUCUUUUUCUAGGCUUGUUCUGUGUGCCUUAAUUUUGACUUGCAUUCUGCUGCCAUGCCAAAGAAAUAGAGUUUUUGGCAUUUUCUGUUUGCCCGAAUUAGCAAUUCGUUUUAAUAGAGCCGCGCAUCA
This is a messenger RNA of Ilex paraguariensis (yerba mate), 969 nucleotides long. The record is from the annotation of a GenBank genome assembly. Lineage: Eukaryota; Viridiplantae; Streptophyta; Magnoliopsida; Aquifoliales; Aquifoliaceae.